Molecule: messenger RNA, 510 nt
Organism: Gryllus bimaculatus (two-spotted cricket)
Lineage: Eukaryota; Metazoa; Arthropoda; Insecta; Orthoptera; Gryllidae
Source: the annotation of a GenBank genome assembly
AUGGGUCGCAUCGCGUUGCUUCGUGGAGCCUUCUGUCGAGAGUGGCGCCAUCUGAACGGCCUCAUUCCAUUUGAUAUCCUCUCAGCUUGGUCGGUGGUGGAGCACCACGCGCCCUACUGGGAGCAGCCGUUCUCGCAGCCCUACUUCGACAACUCGACGCGGCGCGAGAUGACGACGACGGUGGGGCAGACGGCGUACCUGCACUGCCGCGUGCGCAACCUGGGCGACCGCGCCGUCUCGUGGAUCCGCAAGCGUGACCUGCACAUCCUCACCGUGGGCAUCCUCACCUACACCAACGACCAGCGCUUCCAGUCGCUGCACUCGGACGGCUCGGACGAGUGGACGCUCAAAGUGAGCUCGCCGCAGGUGCGCGACUCUGGCGUCUACGAGUGCCAAGUGAGCACCGAGCCCAAGAUCAGCCAGGCGUUUCGCCUCAACGUCGUCGGUAUUCAUGUUUUACAUGCCUUUAGCAGAGAAACAUCUCCAGUCUACAGACUUUGUUUACACUGA